Acanthochromis polyacanthus (spiny chromis) is the source of this 846-nucleotide messenger RNA. It is a transcript of the gene hoxd11a, whose product is annotated as homeobox D11a. The record is from RefSeq and is a predicted model, not a curated record. Gene Ontology annotation, molecular function: RNA polymerase II cis-regulatory region sequence-specific DNA binding; DNA-binding transcription factor activity, RNA polymerase II-specific. Lineage: Eukaryota; Metazoa; Chordata; Actinopteri; Pomacentridae. Gene Ontology annotation, cellular component: nucleus. Gene Ontology annotation, biological process: regulation of transcription by RNA polymerase II; anatomical structure development.
AAGGGAAGAAGAGAUAUGACGGAAUACGAUGAUCGCAGCUGUGCGUCAAAUAUGUUACCGAGCUGCACUUAUUACGUUUCGACGCCCGAUUUUACAUCAGUCUCCUCCUUUUUACCGCAGACCACUUCGUGUCAGAUUAAUUUCCCAUAUUCUCCCAACAUAGCUCAAGUCCAACCUGUUCGAGAAGUCGCUUAUAGGGAUUAUGGACUGGACCAUCCCAAAUGGCACUACAGGGGCAAUUACGCGUCCUACUACUCCACGGACGAGAUAAUGCACCGGGACUUGAUCCAGUCCUCGAGCAGCAGGGCGGAUGUAAUUUUCAAAAACGAGUCCUUGUACGGCCACCACGGCGGGACCAGCUCGCCCUGCAGUUUCUUCACCGGUGUCGGCCGAAACGGGGUGCUUCCCCAGGGCUUCGACCAGUUUCUUGACACGCCUAACUCGGACAAGCCCAACGCGGAGCUCCCCAAACAAAAGACAGACUCUGCCGUGCCCGGUGAUGCUGCGAAUAACAAUCAGGCUUUAACCAAACUGGAGCAGCACAAAGCUGAGCCGACCGGGAGCAUGGACGAGGACUCAUCCUCCAACUGCGGCGACAAGAACAACCAGCAAAGUUCAUCAACCAAGUCCAGGAAGAAGAGGUGUCCUUACUCCAAAUACCAAAUCCGAGAACUUGAACGAGUUUUCUUCAACGUGUACAUUAACAAAGAGAAGCGUCUGCAGCUGUCCAGGAUGUUAAACCUGACAGAUCGGCAGGUGAAGAUCUGGUUUCAGAAUAGAAGAAUGAAAGAGAAAAAGCUCAACCGCGACCGCCUACAGUAUUUCACUGGGAAUCCUUUAUUCUGA